Messenger RNA from Papaver somniferum (opium poppy), 573 nucleotides. Its product is annotated as histone H4. The record is from RefSeq and is a predicted model, not a curated record. The transcript has a single exon. Gene Ontology annotation, molecular function: protein heterodimerization activity; DNA binding; structural constituent of chromatin. Gene Ontology annotation, biological process: nucleosome assembly. Gene Ontology annotation, cellular component: nucleosome. NCBI's taxonomy places the organism in Eukaryota, Viridiplantae, Streptophyta, Magnoliopsida, Ranunculales, Papaveraceae. The coding region runs from base 48 to 359 and encodes 103 amino acids.
AUUAAAACAUUCACCAGCAGACAAAUUUGUGAAGAGAGGAAAAAAAAAUGUCAGGAAGAGGAAAAGGAGGAAAAGGUUUGGGAAAGGGAGGAGCAAAGAGGCACAGAAAGGUGUUGAGAGAUAAUAUCCAGGGAAUCACUAAACCAGCUAUCAGAAGAUUAGCAAGAAGAGGUGGUGUUAAGCGUAUCAGUGGUUUGAUUUAUGAAGAGACUCGUGGUGUUCUUAAGAUCUUCUUGGAGAACGUGAUUCGGGAUGCUGUUACCUACACUGAACAUGCCAGGAGAAAGACUGUCACUGCUAUGGAUGUUGUCUAUGCUCUCAAGAGACAAGGAAGAACUCUCUACGGAUUUGGGGGUUAGGUUUUCUAUUAUGUGUUGUAAAGAAAUUAGGGUUUCAAUUUGCUAUUAUGGGUUUCUAGAGUAACUGAGGAUUAACUUGAUGGAUGUGAAGUGUUUUGAAUUUUAAUGAAAAUCAGUAGUCUACUUGUUUCUGUUUCAUUUCUUUGUCAGAUUCUAUUUAUGUGUUCUUACUGAUUCGAUUACAAUUAAACAUAAUGUUUUGUGUUUGCAUCUA